AUGUUGGACGACAAGAAAGACCAAUUUGUGGUCGACAUUGAGCAUGAUGCCGCGGGCAGCUUCAAUAAUAGCUCCGAGAAAACCGUCUCCGAAGAUGUGUUAGAGACCACCCAAUUCAAAGAUUUCAACGAUAAGUUGGAUAGUGCCAAGUACGGCCAGACCAAAAGACGGUUGUCUAGUCGUCAUGUGGCGUUGAUGAUCAUCGGUCAGAGUAUUGGAACUGGGUUAUUUGUGGGGUUGCUGUCACCAUUAGUGACAUCGGGAUCGCUUUCACUUUUUACCGGGUUUUUGUUCUACUCAUGUUUUGUGAUUUGGCCCAUGAUGCAGGCGGUGGCCGAAAUGUGCUCAUAUUUACCAAUCAAGGGAUCCUUCUUGCACUACUCGGCCCGGUGGGUCGACCCGGCCUUAGGGUUUGCUUGUACGAUUAUUUAUUUGUACACCUCGAUCAUGUUCUUGGCAUUGGAAGCUACUGCCUUUGCCGGAGUGUGCCUGUUUUGGAGUGACGUAAAUGCUGGUGUGUGGAUCACCGUGGCUUUGGUGUCGACAUUAAUAUUCAACGUUUUUGGAGUCAAUUGGUACGGAGAAAUUGAGUUUGUGGCUUCUAUCACCAAGGUGUUAUUGGUGGUGGGCCUUAUGUUUUUCUCCUUGAUCUCAAUGUGUGGAGGAAACCCCAAAGGUGAUGCUUAUGGGUUCGGCAACUGGAGCAAGGGUGGCUUGGUGAAGGAAUAUCUUGUUUCUGGUACCACUGGUCGGUUUUUGGGAUGGUGGAACGUGAUGGUAUACGCUGCUUUUAGUUGUGGAGGCCCUGAUUUGCUUGGGAUGAUUGCCAGUGAAGUUGAGCGUCCACGGAAGACUAUCCCAAUGGCUGGUAGAAGAGCUUACAUCCGUAUCUAUAUUUUCUACUUGGGAGGUUUGUUCUUCAUGAACUGCUUAUGUGCGUCCACAAACCCAACCUUAUUGGAUGCCAGGGCCAACGGUAAUUCGGGUGCCGCUGCCAGUCCAUGGGUUAUUGGAAUUAAGGAGGUGGGAGUUCACGGGUUGGACUCGUUGGUGAAUGUGGUGAUUGCGUUGUCUGCCUGGUCCUGUGGAAAUGGGUUCACGUACGGAGCCACCAGAACCGCGUACUCGGCCUCGUUGGCGGGAUACUUGCCCCGUUUCUUCUCCAAAUGUCUCAAGUCUGGAUGCCCUAUCUACUGUGUAAUUGGGUGUAUGGCGAUUUCGUGUAUAGCCUAUUUGAGCAUCGGAACCUCCACCGCAGUGGUGUUCAACUGGUUUAUCAACUUGAGUACCACCGGAAUUUUGUCCACCUACGUUUGUAUUUGGAUAUGUUAUUUCAAGUUCAAAAGGGCGUUUGUGGCACAAGGUUACGACUAUGAAACUGAUUCGACCUUUAAGCCUCCACGGUUUGUGCACCCAUACAUGACAUAUUUCGGGUUCUUUAUGACGUUGGUGAUCUUGUUAUUCAACGGCUUUUGGAUUUUCUUCCCUGGCCAGUGGUCAGCUGCCAAUUUUUUCACGUCGUAUUUUGCACCCAUUCUUUUUGUGGGGUUGUUUGUGUUUUGGAAGGUGUUCAAAAGAACGCACUGGAGAACCGAUUUGGAGGCCGAUUUAACUACUGGAAAGGCGAGGAUAGAUAAAGAAGAGGCUAUCGAGGAGGAGGAGUACGCAGCUAAACCACGGAAAAGUGGAUUUUUGUGGAAAUGUUAUUAUAAGUUUGCAGAUAUUUGUUACAAUUAG
Yamadazyma tenuis ATCC 10573 is the source of this 1737-nucleotide messenger RNA. It is a transcript of the gene PUT4, whose product is annotated as Put4p. Gene Ontology annotation, biological process: amino acid transmembrane transport. Gene Ontology annotation, molecular function: amino acid transmembrane transporter activity. Gene Ontology annotation, cellular component: membrane. NCBI's taxonomy places the organism in Eukaryota, Fungi, Ascomycota, Pichiomycetes, Serinales, Debaryomycetaceae. The record is from RefSeq and is a predicted model, not a curated record.